Messenger RNA from Cylindrotheca closterium, 1965 nucleotides. NCBI's taxonomy places the organism in Eukaryota, Bacillariophyta, Bacillariophyceae, Bacillariales, Bacillariaceae. The record is from the annotation of a GenBank genome assembly.
AUGAGUACUGACGUUGCGGGACAAACAGUGGUAUCAAAAGUGGAAGACGAGACCGUCCAAACCGAAGAACAAACAAUGCCAGAAGAAGAACCUUAUUUAGCUGAUGCUGGCGACGUCGCGGACAACGAUGAUUCCACGGUUGAUAGCAAAGAGCAAGAAAGGCGCGAAAGAAGACGCGCCAAGAUUAGAGAGAGGAAACUCAGGGAGUUGGAAGAGGAAAUAGGCAAGGAUGAUGACACCUACUUUUCCGCUAGCAAUGGGACGAACAAGAAGGAGGAUGGUUAUGUUACGAAAGCUAUUGAUCGGUUCGUCGAUCUCUUGAAUCCUGUUGAAAAAGAAUUUGACGAAGAAGACGGCACCAUGGUUUCCGAGGCUACAGAGAACACGAUUCCUACUAUCAGCAAGGAAACGAAGCCCUCGAUGAUGCAACAGUUGGAUAAACAUGUUUUGACUCGUUUUGGUUGUUCGAGUAACCCAGCGUACAUCCCCGAAGACGAGGCAGUGGAAACGCCCCUUGAGAGUGCAGAGGCGGAGUCAGUGGAGGAGGAGAAGGUACCCGAUGGAGAUCAAUCAGCCUUUGGCCCAAAUAGCAUUUUACGCGUUGAAGAUCAUGGCGAAGAUCCAGGUGAUCCAGGUGAUCCAGACAUCCAACUGACGUCUCUCGACGAAGAGACUUCGAGCGACGGGUCUGCUGAUCAACCACAGGGCGCCAGAUCCUUCUUCUGUGGUGCUGUGCCAAUGCAAGGUGCUGUAGCACUGAAAGGAGAAAAGGGAGACUCGAAUGUAAUGUCGGAAAUUGCCGAGGAGAAAGAUAUUGACCCAGAACAAUCCAAGGGAAUCAUUUACUCCCCAAGUCAAUUGGACGAAAUCCCUUUUGAUCAACAGCCAAAAGCUGCUGAUUCUGGGGCAGACGCCACAACUGAUCAAAGUGCGCUUGGAGGAGCAAAGAAAGCUUUUGGGACUCUCACUGAAAACAUGGGUCCCAUGUUUGCAAGCAUUUCACAGACCGUCAGGACAAAGGUAUUUCUGGAAGGUGAUGUCGUCCAAACGACAGAAAAGGCCUCCGCUCCAAAGGCUGCCGAGUCCACUCUCGUGGAAGGUGAAACAAUCUUUGAAGAGGCAGCCAUGGAAGGACACGAAGUCCCUGCAAAUGAUAACGAGCCGUCAGAACAAGGAGAAGAGGUUCCAGCAGAAGGCCCAAAAACAAAUGAUGACGAACCAUCAGAGCAAGGAGAAGAGGUUCCGGCAGGACCAGAGAGUUUCGAACGAAUGGAAUCUGAGAUGCCAUUUGAUGAAGCUGCCAAGUCAGAAACUGGACAUGAUUCGGACGCCGAAGCAGAAAAAGAGGAGAAUCCUGAAGUAGAAGAGGAGAAAACCCCGAAAGCAGAGGAAGCUCCAAAGAAAGAGGAACCAGAAGAGGCACCCAAGGAAGAGGUCAAAGCCCCAGCUCCAGUGACUGAGGCACCCAUCAAGCCAGCAACAAAGAGCUCUUCUACCAAGUCGAAAGCAGCAGCAACAACGAAGCAGCCCAAGGACAAGAAAAAGAAAAAGAGUCUCCUUGGCCGAAUCUUCAAGAAAAAGUCCAAGAAGAAUGAAGCUCCAAAGGAAUCGAUUCUUAUGGAUGACGAAAAGAAGAACGUUUCUCCCUCCGAGAAACUGAUUAUUCCGAAAGAACCAGCCAAAAAGGUGGCUCGACCAGUAGUUCCAGAGGACCCCACCAUCACCAACCAGGCAAAGCGUGAGUCCUGGAAAAAUGCGAAGCGACAAGCCUCUGCAAAGAAGGAAUUGGAUGCCGCUAUUCCAAUGUCAGACUUUUCAGACUUUGAUUUGAUUGCGACCUCCAGUAAGAGGAAUGAUGAUUGGGACAAGCUUGCAAACCCAAUCACGCCACACAGGCCGACGACGAAAUCGGCUUCGUCUCCGUCGGGAGUAGCAGAUUUCUCUGACCAAAUGGCGGAACUCUGA